CUCUCUCUCUCUCUCCCAGAUUAUCAAACAUUAUUCCGGAUCCCUCCUCUCCUCUCUUCCCUCUCGUGUCUCUCCGGGGGUUUUCUGCUCCGGUACCGGUUCGGCGGCCCGCGGAGGUUCUGCAGCUCUUCAUCCUGCGGCUGCAGACGUCAGUGAAUCUGCUGAGACGUUCAGGUUAAUCGGAUUAUGCGGCUCUCCCCUCUGACCUCUCCCUGUCCGUGACGGUUGCCAUGGAGACUCCGUUCUACCACGAUGACGCGCCGGCCGCGCACAGCUUCAGCCAGGUGGCCGAGUACGAGCGCUACCCGGGCGGGAAGAUGCUGAUGAGCAAGAAGGCGGCGUCCAUGGGCGGCGGCCACCACUUCCUGGGCGGAGGCAACGCCGCGGCAGGAAGGAGCGGUAACCACGGCAACCUGGGCCUUCCCGGCAACAGCGCCCUGAUGGCGUCCGGCUCUUCGUCCGCGGCGACGGACAUGAACCUGCUGAAGCUGGCGUCCCCGGACCUGGAGCACCUGAUCAUCCAGUCCAAUCAGGGCCUGGUGUCCACAAGCCCCGCCUCCGGCGCCGCCAACCCCUUCCUGUACCGCAGCCAGGCCACCAACGAGCAGGAGGGCUUCGCCGACGGCUUCGUCAAGGCGCUGGCCGACCUGCACAAGCAGAACCAGCUGGUGGGCGGCGGACACGUGUCCCCGCCUGCGUCCUACCAGAGGAACCUGAUGUCCGGCGGAGACAUGCCCGUCUACACCAACCUGAGCAGCUACACCCCGGGGCAGAUGUCCUACGCCGGGGGGCAGAUGGCGUACGGCGGCGGGCCGCAGAGCCACGGCCGCGGCCCGGACGCCCCUCAGACCGUCCCGGAGGUCCCCCACCCGCCCGGCGACCCCGCGUCCCCGCCGUCUCUGUCCCCCAUCGACCUGGAGACCCAGGAGCGAAUCAAAGCCGAGCGCAAGAAGCUGCGCAACCGCAUCGCCGCGUCCAAAUGCCGCAAGCGGAAGCUGGAGCGGAUCUCCCGCCUGGAGGAGAAGGUGAAGGUCCUGAAGAACCAGAACUCGGACCUGGCGUCCACCGCCGCCAUGCUGCGGCAGCAGGUGGCCCAGCUCAAGCAGAAGGUCAUGAGUCACGUCACCAACGGCUGCCAGAUCGCCAUGGCAACCGGAGCCGCCGCCGCCAAGUCCGGACCCGGCAGCGAGGAUUCCAGCUGCUGAGCGGGACCACACCUGGACAGGUGAGGAAUCGUCGGCCAAUCGGAUCGCAGCGGAGGCGGAGCCAGACGACUGAGAGUCGUUUCCGGUUUGGGGUUUUUUAAAACGGGUUUCUGGGAUUUAUGACCGUUUGGUUUCGACAAGAGACUUGAUUUCAACAUUUUAAAGGAUUAAAACUGAAGAAACAUGAAAAUAAAAACUUUGCAGUUUGAAGACAAUUUUCCAAAAUGGAAACAAAAAACUUUGUAAAAAUGUUUUAAUUUCCAUAUUUUCACUUUGAAUUGAACAGUUUUCAUCCAAAUCCACCAUAAACUGUAAUUUUCUCUUCAUAUAUAGUUUAUGAUGUUUUAAAUCUUCUCUGCAGAAACAAGUUUCUUUAUUCCGUUUCAAAGAACAAACGUUUCUUUUCUUCUUCGGUUUACAUUUAUCAUAAAAGCAGCGAUUUGAUCAGAUGUUUCAUGUAACUUUAAAGGUUUUGGUUUUUCAAUCGUUCUACAACAUGAAAAUAUUCAUGGUGUAAAUGUGUUCAGAUGUUCGUGUUUUGCUCUGACAGCAGCUAAAAGUUUCUUAUUCUCAUUUUAUCCAGAAAAUAUUUUCUGAGCUGAACUUUGAACCUACGGCUUAUUUUAGAGAUGAAGGGAAAUACUUUGAAUUAGGAGCUAAAUUAGAUUUUUUAGAGUGGAAAAAUAAAAGCUGUAGGAAGUGAACUCCUCAUGGAGGCUUCAGGCUUUCAGGGUUUUGUUUUUAGAUUAAAGCAGAUUAAUAAACAUGCAAUGAAUCCAGUUUCGUUUUCAGAUUCCCGUCGGUGUUAAAAGAUUUUUGGGUUUUAUUGAGUUUAAACUGGAGGUUAAAUCAGUUUUAUGGAUCUUUGGAUCGAUGCUGAAUUUUUCUGUUAUGAUUGAAACGAGACUAAACUGUAAGCUCAUUGUUGACUGUAUGAAAUCAAUUAUUUGUUCAUGUUUUGUUGCUAUAAGCUAUUGCUUCAGUUUUUGUAAAUGUUUCUGUAAAUGUUCCGAUCCUCCAGUUUUAUGUGGUUUCAUGGAAAUUCACACAAAUUUCACUGAUCCUGCAACAAAAUUCUGACUUUAUUUCCUACAAAACACAGAAGCAUUGUGUUGAAGUGAUGCUGCCUCCCACCUGCAGGUGGCAGUAGCUCUUAUAUCUGCUUGAAGUUCAGUUUGUGAUGGAUGUCGCUAAAUUCUGCACAAAUAUUUCUAACUGAUUAUUUAUUGCAAAACAAAAAAUAACAAAAACAAUCAUGAAAUCCUGGAGGGAUAUUUAAUGAUGCUCUGAAAAAAAGCACAAUUAAUUUAAUACCAAAAUAAUAACAGUUUUCCUCUGAGCUUUAAUCUACAGCUGUAUUUAUUCCACUUUUUCACAGCUUAGCGUUAGCAUUAGGCUCUUAGCAUCGUUUACAUUAAUUAUAUGGACUCUGUGGCUGAAAACUGAUUAUCUGGCUGAAAUAUUUCUAAUAUUUCAGAAAUACAGGAGCAGAAUGUGACUCCCGUAUUUUAAAAAAACAAACCCAUCCAGUUUAUUUUGGCUUUAAUGAAAUGUAAAUGUCAUCAUAGUGAGAUGUUUCUGUAUUUAUGUCUGGCAUUUUAAACACGUUUAGCUUAAAUACAAAAACCUGCUUGACUAGCAGCUGAUACAGAAGCUAGCAUGACAAAAACUACAGCAGCUAACAUGGCAGCUAUCAGACGUAAAGUUAGCUACAAGCUAACUACAAGCUAACUAGCAUGUUCAUUUAAUAUUUUCCUUGAACCGACUGUUUACAUUGUUUUUAUUUAAAAUGAAGAAGAACUUUUCUGGCGACCGCAGAGUUUUCAGAACGUUAGCGUUUGCAUGCUAGCAGUUGGAAAAUUGUUAUUGGUUUACAUUGUAAAAAUGAAAAAGACCAAAAAUCUGUAUAAAACUUAAAUAGUGAUUUAAAAAAUAACAUAAAAGAUAUCAGUCAUAAAAACAGCUGAAUGACUGAUGACUUAUGAAAACGUUGGAUGGAGUUUCUGCUUACAGAAACAGAAGCAGUUAGCGCUCAAAUAGCACAAAGUUUUCCUUAACUUGGCAAAACAACCAACCGUUAGCUUAGCAUCGAAGAACCGACGCAGCGUCUGGUUUGACAGAAAUAUUUAAAAGUAACUUGUCAAACAUUAAGUAGUGAAAUAAAAACAGAAUCGACGUAAAUAAAAGCUAACACGCUAACUAACAUGUAGCUGCAGCAACUAGCAUGUGGCUACAGGCUUUUUCACACACGAUUAACCACAAUAAAUUUAGUUUUAGUCUUUUUUGCUUCCCAUAAACACCAGGCCUAAUAUUUACAUUUUAAAUAUGUUUGUUUUACGUUUAAUGUGACAGAUUUUUGGUAGAAACUUUUCCUGACAGAAAGCAGCGCAGCGCAACGCAGCUCGUUAGCAUCAACAUGACGGCUUCUUUUAAAGAGAACCGAUCAGGAAGCAGAAGAUUCAGGACUGAAAUCCUUUCAGGGUUUGAUAGCUUCACAUAGUGAAGUGAUUUUUUACUUUAUGUAAAUAAAACUCAGUUUUCUGUUGAAGCCGUUUGUUUGUUUCCUGUUUUUAUCCACAUUUAAUCCCAAACUUUCAGCCAGGAGGCGAAUCGACCCUUUAACAUCACAGACUGUUUAAUGCUGAGUUUAAAUGAGGUUUUACAGUUAACCGUUCAACUAAAACAAGAUGGAGGAUUGGAGAAACACCUUCCUGUGUGUUGAGCAAAUAUUUAUUUUUAAACUUGAAAAGGCUUUUUGCCUCCUGAGGAUAUUUUUGCACAGAUGUACAAAACUUGUUUCUAUGUUGACGUGAUCAGAUUAAUGUUUCUAUUUAUUAUGUUUUUAUUGGACCUGUUGAUUUCUGCUGUCUGGUGUUUCUGUGAUGAAGUGUUGAAACCUUUAACCCCAUCAUGACUGCGUUGUUUAUAAAUAAACUUUGUUAAACAUGUUAAAUACUGUAGUUAUUUUUCACGUCUGGAUUUUUGUUUAAAUUGAUGUAAAACUGUAAAAUUGUUGGUUUCAUGUUGAGAAAUCAGAGGAAUCUGAAGUUUCCUCUUUACAAAACUUUUAGUUCAGUUUCACUGUGAACUGAAGAAAUGAAGGAAACGAAC
This is a messenger RNA of Gambusia affinis (western mosquitofish), 4316 nucleotides long. It is a transcript of the gene june, whose product is annotated as JunE proto-oncogene, AP-1 transcription factor subunit. Gene Ontology annotation, molecular function: RNA polymerase II cis-regulatory region sequence-specific DNA binding; DNA-binding transcription factor activity, RNA polymerase II-specific; transcription factor binding. Gene Ontology annotation, biological process: regulation of transcription by RNA polymerase II; regulation of cell cycle; regulation of cell population proliferation. Gene Ontology annotation, cellular component: transcription regulator complex. The transcript has 2 exons. Lineage: Eukaryota; Metazoa; Chordata; Actinopteri; Cyprinodontiformes; Poeciliidae. The record is from RefSeq and is a predicted model, not a curated record. Bases 231 to 1205 code for a protein of 324 amino acids.